This is a messenger RNA of Notothenia coriiceps (black rockcod), 566 nucleotides long. Its product is annotated as anoctamin-2-like. The transcript has 6 exons. Gene Ontology annotation, cellular component: plasma membrane. The record is from RefSeq and is a predicted model, not a curated record. The annotation marks the transcript as partial. Gene Ontology annotation, molecular function: intracellularly calcium-gated chloride channel activity. Gene Ontology annotation, biological process: chloride transmembrane transport. Lineage: Eukaryota; Metazoa; Chordata; Actinopteri; Perciformes; Nototheniidae.
AUGUGUUCCAUGGAGACUGCUGCCAUUGAGAAGCUGACAUGGAAAGACCGUCUUCCUGGAUACUUCAUCAACAUUUCCUCUAUCCUCUUUAUGUUCGGCUUGACGUUUUCAGCAGUUUUCGGCGUCAUCAUCUACCGCAUCACAGUGUCGGCUCUGAUGGCGAUGAGCCCCGACCCGGAGACGAAGUCCAAUGUUCGAGUGACGGUGACGGCCACCGCGGUCAUCAUCAACCUGGUGGUCAUUCUGAUCCUGGAUGAGAUCUACGGCGCUGUGGCCCUGUGGCUGACUGAGCUGGAGAUUCCCAAAACAGAAACCCACUUUGAGGAGCGUCUCAUCCUGAAGGCCUUCUUGCUGAAAUUCAUGAACGCAUACGCACCCAUCUUCUACGUGGCUUUCUUCAAGGGGCGGUUUGCUGGUCGUCCCGGAAAUUACGUGUACGUCUUUAAUGAUUAUCGGAUGGAAGAGUGUGCACCUGGAGGCUGCCUCAUCGAGCUCUGCAUCCAGCUCAGCAUCAUCAUGCUGGGGAAGCAGCUCAUCCAGAACAACAUCUUUGAGAUUGGCAUCCC